Uranotaenia lowii is the source of this 1418-nucleotide messenger RNA. RefSeq names its product serine protease inhibitor 2-like. The transcript is spliced from 4 exons. Gene Ontology annotation, molecular function: serine-type endopeptidase inhibitor activity. Lineage: Eukaryota; Metazoa; Arthropoda; Insecta; Diptera; Culicidae. The record is from RefSeq and is a predicted model, not a curated record. The coding region runs from base 69 to 1307 and encodes 412 amino acids.
CAACAGGACCAGUAUACAUCGAAUCUCGGAUCGGUUUGCAUCGCUGAAAUACUUCAAAGCUAGUCCCAAUGAAGAGCUUGGCUAAUCGGAACCGGUUGUUUGCAACCACUUUAGUGCUACUGAUAAGCACUGCACAUUUUGGAAGUGCCGCUAGCUUGCCCCCCGAAGAUGAAUCUCCAUUCAGCUAUGACCCUCCCCGAAAUGAUGCCUUCGAUUGGAAGCUGAUAAAGAGUAUUUUCCCAAGCGUCGACAGCAAUGUUGUGAUGUCAACAUUUUCAACCAAAUACCUGCUAAACAUUCUAUACGAGGGAACAAGCGAUGGGUCCCAAACGCAACGCGAGUUGAAUGAACCACUGGAAAGAUCCGGCCGUCACUCGGCCAAAGAAGAGGCCACUUGUGUCAGGAUUAUGAAAGCUUUGCAGCAGAAACCCAACCAACUUUCAAUUGCGAGUGCCGUAUUUGUAGAUCAAGAAAUCAAUGUGCAGCAAAAGUUUGCUGGAACCGUAACGAUGUCAUACAAUGCAAGUUUGAUGGAUGUGAAUUUCGGGGAUUCCCCGAAAGCUGCUGAGCAAAUUAACAAAUGGAUCCGAGAAGGAACGCGGGGUCAGGUGGAAAAUCUCGUGUCUCCCGAUAGCCUCCGGGAUACGUUCCUGCUGCUGGCCAAUACCGUUUAUUUCAAGGGAUUGUGGGCGAACGUUUUCCCGACUAGUGCGACAACAACACAAUCUUUCAAAACGGGCGAUGGCCGCACGGUGCAAGUUCCAUUCAUGAAGCAGAUUAACUACUAUCACUACACGGAAUCGAAUGCUCUUAAUGCCAAACUUUUGCGGCUCCCUUACGAAAACUACAAAUUUUCGAUGGUUAUUUUAUUGCCAAAUCAAAACAGUAAUUUGCAGCAGCUGAUCAGCAAACUUUCAUCACAUUCUAUUCGUGAUGCCAUCAAUGCUAUGGAACAGGAUGAGGUGAAAGUUGAGCUACCACGUUUCCGCAUCGACUACUCCGGAUCUCAGAAGGAAGCCCUCCUACAGCUGGGUGUGAACCGCAUUUUCCAAGAUUCUGCUGAAUUGGGAGCCAUUGUACGGGGACGCAAUCAGCCGCUGAAGGUGGGAGACAUUUUCCAGAAGUCCGUUAUCGUUGUCGAUGAGCAGGGCAGUACGGCUAGCGCGGCAUCCGGUGCUUCCUUGGUGUUUACAAUUGCCAGCGAACCGGAACAGUUCUACGUUAAUCGGCCGUUCCUGUUUUUCCUAGAAGAGACCUCAACCAAUACGAUUUUGUUCGUCGGGAAGGUUGAGAACCCAUCCGUUUGAAAAUUAUUGAAGUUAUAAGAAAGCUGUAUAGGUGACUUUUCAUAAAAAAAACGAGUGUUAUUAAAAUAAGGAAAUGGCAAUCAAACAUUACAUAAGAAUAAUUAAAAGUUA